Molecule: messenger RNA, 1564 nt
Organism: Vitis vinifera (wine grape)
Lineage: Eukaryota; Viridiplantae; Streptophyta; Magnoliopsida; Vitales; Vitaceae
Product: stilbene synthase 6-like
Exons: 2
Coding region: 76-1254 (392 amino acids)
Biological process (GO): polyketide biosynthetic process
Molecular function (GO): acyltransferase activity, transferring groups other than amino-acyl groups
Source: RefSeq, a predicted model, not a curated record
UCACACAGCUUUUGCAACCCAGCUCCAACCACUUAAAAUUUUAGUUCUCUUUUCUUUCCAAUUGGAGUAGCAGCAAUGGCUUCAGUUGAGGAAAUCAGAAACGCUCAACGUGCCAAGGGUCCGGCUACCAUCCUAGCCAUUGGCACAGCUACUCCCGACCACUGUGUCUACCAGUCUGAUUAUGCUGAUUACUAUUUCAGGGUCACCAAGAGCGAGCACAUGACCGAGUUGAAAAAGAAGUUCAAUCGCAUAUGUGAAAAAUCAAUGAUCAAGAAGCGUUACAUUCAUUUGACUGAAAAGAUGCUUGAAGAGCACCCAAAUAUUGGUGCCUACAUGGCCCCAUCUCUUAAUAUACGCCAGGAGAUCAUCACUGCUGAGAUACCCAAGCUUGGUAAGGAAGCAGCACUGAAGGCACUUAAAGAGUGGGGUCAGCCAAAGUCCAAGAUCACCCACCUUGUAUUUUGUACAACGUCAGGUGUAGAAAUGCCUGGUGCUGAUUACAAACUUGCUAAUCUCUUGGGUCUUGAUAACUCAGUUAGAAGAGUUAUGUUGUACCAUCAAGGUUGCCAUGCAGGUGGGACUGUUCUUCGAACGGCUAAGGAUCUUGCAGAGAAUAAUGCAGGAGCAAGAGUUCUUGUGGUGUGCUCUGAGGUCACUGUUGUUACAUUCCGUGGGCCUUCCGAGGAUGCUUUGGACUCUUUAGUUGGCCAAGUCCUUUUUGGUGAUGGGUCUGCAGCUGUGAUUGUUGGAUCAGAUCCGGAUAUCUCAAUUGAACGACCACUCUUCCAGCUCAUCUCAGCAGCUCAAACAUUUAUUCCUAAUUCACAGGGUGCUAUUGCAGGCAACUUACGUGAGGUGGGACUCACCUUUCAUUUAUGGCCUAGUGUGCCUACUUUGAUUUCCGAGAACAUAGAGCAAUGCUUGACUAAGGCUUUUGACCCACUUGGUAUUAGCGACUGGAACUCGUUAUUUUGGAUUGCCCAUCCAGGUGGCCCUGCAAUUCUUGAUGCAGUUGAAGCAAAACUCAAUUUAGAGAAAAAGAAACUUGAAGCAACAAGGCAUGUGUUAAGUGAGUAUGGUAACAUGUCUAGUGCAUGUGUAUUGUUUAUUUUGGAUGAGAUGAGAAAGAAAUCACUCAAGAAAGAAAAUAUCACCACAGGUGAAGGAUUGGAUUGGGGUGUUUUAUUUGGCUUUGGACCAGGCCUAACCAUUGAGACUGUCGUGUUGCAUAGCGUUGCCACGGGUACAAAUUGAGUUAAAAAAAAUGGUAAGAAAAGUCAUAAGGAGAAGCUUUCCAUAAAUCAAAUAAGAGUUAAUAAAGAUGUAUGUCUUCAAAGUUGUACUAGUCUUUAACAUCUUUUGUUCUUUACCAAUAAUUUGUAUAAUUGUGAUUCACUGAUUGCUGGAGGGCUUCCUUAGUGACCUCCAGUUCAAAGUAUGAUAUUUCAAGUUCUUAUAAUAUCAUUUUCUUGACGGAGUUCCUCAAAAUUUGUAUUAUGUGUUGUUACAAGUAUUAUAGAGAAGUAAAUAAAAAGAAAGAGUGGAACAACAGAUUGUGUUUUUA